GCAGCUUUGCAUGCCAGUUCGAAGGAAAAUAUCAUGACUGCAUUUGACUCCUAGAAGGGAAAGGGGCGCAAAGUGCAGCCGCAAGGAAAAUCGCGCGUCUAUUUUUCAAGGAGUGAGUGAGUGCAGAGAGAGGUUUCUCGUCUUGUUUCGUACGUCGCGUUUUACCCGUUCGACGAGUGACGUGCCUCGGGUCUUCGUCGUGGGCUGGCCGUAGUGUGUGAUACCUUUGAUCCCACGUCUGUUCACACGUCAGUUUCACAACGAUCGGCCGAUACAUCGGUCACCGAUGGAGCUUAUUCGCGCGUGACAACAACUUUUGGGGCACCAGGUUCAAUUUUUGCCAGAUUUUGGUAGCUGUCUACAUUCACAUUACUGUGGCAGCUUUUAUUUUCUUAUAUCCAAUCGACAUGUUUACCACAUGACAUAAACUUCAUUCUAUGAUUAACGAAUAGUAUCAUCAAUGUUUAUGGAAAUUACCUCCGCGCCACAUUUUACGACAAAAAAUAUGCAAAAUUCUGUUAUUAUAAGUACCGAUAAUUUGUCAGAUAUUUAAUGUAACUUUCAACUCUAUCUCCAUGCUUUAUAAAUACAUUUGAUUUGAGAGUCGGUACUACACUGUUUAUGCGUUAGAAACAAUAGAGUUUUUCACGAUAAAGGGCCAUACAGAGAAAAUGAAUAACAGGAUCGAUGAACAGGAGUCGAAAUGGACCUGUGAAUAUUGUACAUACGAAAAUUGGCCUUCAUCUUUGAAAUGCACAAUGUGCAGGGGUGCCAAACCUUUAUUAGGUGAGGACAUUUAUCGUCUUCGAGAUCAGAGUCCGCAACGCUCUGGAUCAAAUGUUGCAUCUGGUCCAGUAACUCAUUUAAGUCCUACGGAUUCUUAUAAUCUUAGUCCUCAAAACUAUAGUCAAAAUGUACCGUCGGGUGGAAAGUGGGCUUGUGCAAUGUGUACCUACCUUAACUAUCAAAAUACCACACGUUGUGUUCAGUGUGGAAAUAAAAAAUCUAUUAAAGGUCUUAAUCAGUCGAUACACUCCAUAGCCUCGAAUUUGCACGAGCAUCUAGCACCCCUCAGGUUAGGAGAUCCGCCACCAAAUUCAGGAUCUAAUCCACCUCCGAUAAAUUUACAUCCAGAAAAAUAUUACAAUAUACAAACUAAUUUACAUCCCGAGAAGUGGUCUUGUAUUGUGUGUACUUACGAAAAUUGGCCAAAAGCCACUAAGUGUGUGAUGUGUGGUAAUCCUAAAGAAAAGGACAAACGGGAUAAAACACCUAAUAACAUGGGCGUUAUUUUGCCGAGUCCGGAAAAGGAUCAUAAUCAGCGUACCUUGUCGUCUCCACCGCACGCACCGUAUAUUCAUCAAACCCAGAGAGACGAGAACAUGGCUGUAGGACGAAGGAGUUCGCAUAGAUAUCCUGACAGCAGAAACGACAGUUUGUCGACUCCUCAAUCCCCAAAUAAUUGCGACUACGAGCGUAGAGUGAAACAAUUAAGACGUCAUACCGAUUGGUGCUGGUUAAAUGCAUGUCUCGGCAUUGUAGAAGGUGACAAUGCUCCCGUCGAAGCUUAUUUGGCAAGUGGCGGCGAUCCUGCUCGUCAAUUGACGCAUUCGGAAGUUCUGCUUCUAAAUAGAAGUAGCGCUUUUGAUGUCGGACAUACUCUAGUACACUUAGCUAUUAGAUUUCAAAGAGAAGAUAUUCUAGCGACAUUAUUAUCACAAAUUGAAGGUUCUGGUUCUGGAAUAAAAAGGGUACCAAGCUAUGUUGCACCAGAUUUGGCUGCUCAAGUACGCAGACACGUCACCAAUAGUAUCCGAUUGCGCAAGGGUUCUUUUCCAUGUUAUUUUGUCACUGACAUAGCUACAUUCGCUUUGCCUGCCGAGGUUGAAGAUUUACCAAGCAUCGUGCAAGAGCAAAUGUUAGAAGAGUUAUUAGAUAAAGAGGCUCAACAACAAUUAGAAGGUGGGGAUGGAGAACCACCAGCGCUGAAUUGGUCUUUAGAAAUUACCGAGCGCUUAGGAAGUCGCUUACAUGCACUUUGGAAUAGAUCUGCUGGAGAUUGUUUGUUAGAUUCAGCAAUGCAAGCUACUUGGGGUGUUUUCGACCGAGAUAACGCUUUAAGAAGAGCUCUCGCCGAUUCUUUACAACAAGCUGGUCAAUUUUUCUACCCUCGAUGGAGGGAAUACGAAGCGUCGCAAGCAUCUAGAAUGUUAGAUUUUACAUUAGAAGAAACUCAGUGGCAAGAAGAUUGGGAAAGCUUGUUAGCAACAGCUGCUCAGCCGGGAAGCGCGUUGGAACAGUUGCACGUGUUUGCUCUUGCUCAUAUUUUAAGGAGACCUAUUAUUGUUUAUGGUGUUAAAUAUGUUAAAAGUUUUCGGGGCGAAGACAUAGGUUACGCAAGAUUUGAAGGUGUUUAUCUUCCACUCUUAUGGGAACCCUCGUUUUGUAUCCGAUCGCCUAUUGCUUUAGGUUACACACGUGGUCAUUUCACGGCUCUAGUUCCCAUCGAACCAUACACGUCAUCUAGAAUACCACCCAUUUCAUCUCACGGUGGUGUAGGUUUAGGCGGUGGCAACGGUCCACUUCAGCAGUUGCAAAUACAAAUGCAAACAACAUUCAUGCCGUUAAUGGACCGUGAACACAAACUCUUACCAAUACAUUUUCUGAGUCCAGAGGAAGUUGGCCGAGAGGAAUCUAUUUUAAAGGAAUGGCUCGACGUGUGUAGGACCGAAGGUGGUGUACUUGUUGCGCAACAAAAACUUCACAAGAGACCUUUACUCGUAGCACAAAUGUUGGAAGAAUGGUUAAAUCAUUAUCGACGGCUCGCUCAAACGAACAAUGCACCCUUCUUGAGACCAGCCGUAUUGCAAGAUUACAGUAGCGACGGCGACACGGAAGACGAAUAACGAGGUGUAACCGGUUAAGUUACUAAAUUUACACGAGAAGACUUUUCUCCGUAAUUUCAUUGUUGCCGCAAUAUCCAUAAACGCAAGAUCUCGAAGAUAUGUAAUUUUCUGAAUGUGGACAGGGAAUGUGUACAGAUGUUACGACUCACUAAUUUUCAUUGGCAAUAUAUUAUUUUUUCCGUAUAAAUUUUGUACAUUAAUAUUGGUCAGCGAAACCGUUGAAUAUUCGAAAUCUUAUUGAU
Molecule: messenger RNA, 3148 nt
Organism: Colletes gigas
Lineage: Eukaryota; Metazoa; Arthropoda; Insecta; Hymenoptera; Colletidae
Gene: trbd
Product: ubiquitin thioesterase trabid
Exons: 9
Coding region: 672-2906 (744 amino acids)
Biological process (GO): positive regulation of Wnt signaling pathway; protein K33-linked deubiquitination; cell migration
Cellular component (GO): cytoplasm; nucleus
Molecular function (GO): cysteine-type deubiquitinase activity; K63-linked polyubiquitin modification-dependent protein binding
Source: RefSeq, a predicted model, not a curated record